AUGUAUAAAAUUACACCACCUUCUUAGCAAACAUACAAAGGACCUAAAUUAUAGUAAAAUCCAAUCAGUCAAUUAUAAAAUAAUGAAACUCUAACUGAAGAUGUCUUGUAAAGUUCAUCUGAAUAAUAUCGAGAAUAAUUAGAAUAAAUGCUUGAUCUGAAACCAAGUAUAAGGGAUUAUAAAUAAAAUUACAACAAUAAUAAACCUGAUUUGUGGAAUACAAUAUAAUAAAUCGAAAAAAGAAUGCAAGAAUAAGAAUAGAACUUAUAAAAAGUUAACAACGAAUAACAAGAAGAAAUAAAUAAAUUAAAAAGUGAAAUAAAAUAACAGAAGCAAUAAUAUGAAUAAGAAAUUGAAGAAAUUAAAUAUUCAUCAAGAAUACAAAGCUAAAAGCCUCAAUCUUCAUAUAAUUCAUACACACCUAAAAAUAAUCGAGAAUACAGUUAUAGAAGUGUAAGCAAUAAUAAUAUUGAAGAAUUGCAAGAAAAAGUUUAUUUAUAAUAAUUAGUUCAGGAUUUAAGAUAAUAGAUAUAAACAUUACAACAAAAAAAUUAUUUCACUCCUAUUCAAAACACAGAUAAUAUUUGGGAAUAAAAAUAUAGAUAAUUAGAAAAAUAAAAAGAAACUGAAUUGGCUAUGAAAGAUUAACAUCAUAUAGAACGUAUAAGUAAUUUAGAAACUUAAUUAAUAAAUUAAAAAUAAUCAUAUGAAAAUGAAUUAUUUGCAAUUAGAAAGAUCUUAGAUGAAAAAAGUAAAGAAGAUUCUCAAUUAAGAAAUCAAAAUUAAUAAUUACAAAAAGACUUAAAUUCUUAUAUCAAUUAAGUAAAGUUAUUUAUUAAUAAAUUAGUUUAAUUUAUUAUCAUAAUAGAUUUAAUAAUAGAAUUAGUAAAUUUAAUAAUAUAAGAUAUAGAUAUAAUAAUUAUCCAAUUAAAUACAAUAAUAACCAAUCAAUUAUUAAAAUUAGAAUCAAUAAUUAUUGGAACUUGCCAAUCAACUUCAAGCUUUAACACACCUUUUGGAGAAGAAGAAUUAAGAAUGCGAAUAUUAUAAAUAGAAAUCAUUAUAAAAUUUAUAGCCAUUAUAGCAAAAUCAAUAAAUAAUUACUUAUCGUCAAGCUCUAACUCCAACAAGACAAAAUACUGCAUAAAAGACUUCUGAUUCAAUUGUCUUUCCUACUUUAACUAAAUAAUAAGUUUUAUAGCAAUUUUAAUGA
Paramecium pentaurelia is the source of this 1213-nucleotide messenger RNA. The record is from the annotation of a GenBank genome assembly. NCBI's taxonomy places the organism in Eukaryota, Ciliophora, Oligohymenophorea, Peniculida, Parameciidae.